CUUCCCAUAGCGCUUCGCGACAACCGCUAUGGAGGCCGGCAGGACAGCGGUGCUGCGGGUAAAGCGGAAGCGUAACGCGGAGCCCGCCGAGGCUCUGGUUUUGGCUUGUAAGCGCCUCCGAAGCGUCGAGGGUGAGUCGGUUGCCCAGGAGACACCAAAGCAUCUGGACGGAGCGGCGGAGAAUAAUGUCUUUAAGUUGGUGGCGACCGUGCGCUCCCAGGAGGAGCCGAUCCAGCCACUAGUGCGGGCUGCCCUGCGCCCUUACCACCGGGGCAGCCAGCAGCGUAUUCGCCACAAUCUCCGCGCCGCAGCUGGCGAGAUCAGGAAAGAGAGCCGCUACCGGGUGGUCUCCAGCCACAGAGCGUCACAGACCUCUGGCAGCCUGGAAUCUGAAUACUCACCAGAAAACUCAGAAGCAGCCGGGGACUCAGGCUUUCAGCUGUUGGACCUAUUACAUGAGGAGGUAGACUCAGAGGCCGUCUCCACCGACUCUAGCAAAACAUCUGACCCAGAUGUGAUCCUGUGCAAUUCUGUAGAGCUGAUCCGUGAGCGGCUGACUUUAUCUGAGGAUGGACCAAGAGGUGGGCGCCAAGAGGAACAGAAGCAUGAUGACUACGUAUAUGACAUUUACUACCUGGAAACGGCCACUCCAGGGUGGAUUGAAAACAUCCUCUCUGUGCAGCCUUAUACCCAGGAGUGGGAACUGGUGAAUGAUGAUGAGCAACCAGAAGACACUUACGAAGAUGAAGAUGAUGAGAACAGUGAGAAUAAUUGGCGCAAUGAAUACCCAGAAGAGGAGAGCAGUGAAGAGGAUGAAGAUUCCAGAGGUUCUGAUGAAUACGACAGCCUGAGUGAGGAAGAAAGAGGCAGCAGGCAACAGAUGUGGCGCAAGUACCCUUUGGAUGUACAGAAGGAGUUUGACUAUGAUAACCUGGAUUCAGACUGAUGGUCUUGUACUCAUGAGGUUCUGUCACAGGCCCAGGGAGCCUCUGUGCAUAGGGUUAACUGACCUGGUGCCGUCAUCUUAAUUAAGAUUCCUAGCUGAAGAGAUGGAAGAAGAAAGCACACUGAAUGGUGCCAUCCCAGCGCAUGGAAAACUUAAGCUAAAGGAGUCUUUUCCACUCAUAGUAGGGCCCGUUGAUAUCAAUCAAAAGUGACUGUACAAUCUGGGAGAAAAAAAGACUAUACAGUGGAAAGUUUGCCUCACUUCCUCCACGACGCAUUGUUCCUGGCAUUCUAGAGCUAUGGCAAAGCCAAAAGGAGAGGAGGGAAUUUGGUUUCAUCAGCAGUAAGAUUCUACUUUCCUUUUCCACCUGACUGCCUGCAGAUUCCCUUUGAUAAUGGGCACCUGCGAGGGCUACCGUGGGUCCCUUGCAGCAGCAGUCGAGGUAAUAACAGCUUUUAGCGCAGGAAGUACAACCUGAGCUAUGAUGUUAACAGCUAUCUUGCCUCUUGGCCUCAGACUGUAAUGGUAUAGUUUCCUGUCAUCUUUUGGCAAUAGUGCCAAGAAACAGUAUACAUGAAUGUAUUGUGUUUAAUAAAACUACUUUUGAACAUGGAA
This is a messenger RNA of Cavia porcellus (domestic guinea pig), 1561 nucleotides long. It is a transcript of the gene Slc7a6os, whose product is annotated as solute carrier family 7 member 6 opposite strand. The record is from RefSeq and is a predicted model, not a curated record. The transcript is spliced from 5 exons. Lineage: Eukaryota; Metazoa; Chordata; Mammalia; Rodentia; Caviidae. Gene Ontology annotation, biological process: developmental process. The coding region runs from base 29 to 946 and encodes 305 amino acids.